GCGGGGCUGUAUUUGGCGUCCGCGCGUGAGAGCGGGGCUGUGGUGAGUCGCGGCGGUGUGCUGUCUGUCGGGUGGUGACAUGGUGGGCUCCAGCGAAGCCGGCGGUGAGGCGUGGCGGGGCCGCUACUAUCGGCUGGAGGAGGUGCAGAAGCAUAACAACAGCCAGAGCACCUGGAUCAUCGUGCACAACCGCAUCUACGACAUCACCAAGUUCCUGGAUGAACACCCGGGUGGAGAAGAAGUCCUCAGGGAGCAAGCUGGGGGAGAUGCUACUGAGAACUUUGAAGAUGUUGGCCACUCUACAGAUGCAAGGGCACUGUCGGAAACAUUUAUUAUUGGGGAGCUUCACCCGGAUGACAGACGGAAGCUUCAGAAACCAGCAGAAACUCUUAUUACCACUGCGGAGUCUAAUUCCAGUUCAUGGUCCAACUGGGUGAUCCCGGCAAUAGCAGCAAUUAUUGUUGCCCUGAUGUAUCGUUCCUACAUGGCAGAGUGAGCAUCUUACUGGGAACUAAUGCAAGAAGAGACUGAUCUGGGAGAGAAUAGAAGCAAUCCUAACCCAAUGUAUUUCCAGACAAACGCCUGAUAUCCGAAGAUGAAUUCAACUUUUUCAAAAAACUGAACAAUUCUUUUCUGCUGUGCACUUUUCUUGAUGUUGCCUUCUGAUUUGCUGUACUGAAGUAAUAAAAAGGCAGCAUUUCUUUUCGUAUAACGACAUAUUCUCUAAUGAAUGAUUUGAUAACUGUAUUAUUUUCUGUAUUAAAAUAGUUUUGUAAGCAGCAUUCUGAUUCUGGUUAUAUCUUUUUAAUCUGUAAUGGGUCUGUAGGACUUUCUUUGCAUAUAAAUUUUAUAGCUUUAAAUUACUACCAAAAUUUGUACAUGUAUUUGUCUAUGUACACAGCUUAACUUAAAAAUCAUGUUGUCUUCUUAUAUGUGGAAUGUUAGAGAAAGAGUCUAAUUAAAAUAAACAUAAUGGAAAAAGCUGAGUAUAGUAAUGAGUACAGGUGUCUGUAAGUGGGUGGGUCCUGCCAGCUGGGCUAUAAGAAGAUAACUUUCCUUCCCUCUUGCCAUGUGCUCUUAGAGUUGUUACAGGUAUUCCUGCUGGCAAGCUGUUCUGUUUGACUGCCAAGGGAAAAUUAAAAGUAAAAUAUGAAAUCCACUGGCCCAAUUACAUGUUUCCGUUUUGUGAACUGUUGAACUGUUCUGCAAAAAAGGCAGAAAGUGCGCUUCCACUGAAUUCCACUACAGGUAAUAUAACUGCUACUGAGUAAUACUGUUCUUGCCAAGCACUCAGGUGACUCUGAAACUUGUUCUGAAACUUCCAGACUUGUAUGCAGUCUUCAACUUUGUCAUGGUAUGUUGUGAGGGGAAAAAAAGUGAUGCUCAGAAUCUGUUUUUGAUUGUUCUGUUAUGUGCUCCUUGGUGCUGUACUAUGGAGAGAUGACCAUUUUCUGUGCUGAAUACAGGACUGAAAGUGCAUUUUGUGGUGAAUUUUUUUAUUUUUAUUUUUUAGUCAUAUAUAAAUGAUCAUGAAUAAAAGUUUAAUUGCUUA
Lagopus muta (rock ptarmigan) is the source of this 1552-nucleotide messenger RNA. Its product is annotated as cytochrome b5. The transcript is spliced from 5 exons. NCBI's taxonomy places the organism in Eukaryota, Metazoa, Chordata, Aves, Galliformes, Phasianidae. Gene Ontology annotation, molecular function: heme binding. Gene Ontology annotation, cellular component: mitochondrial outer membrane; intracellular membrane-bounded organelle. The record is from RefSeq and is a predicted model, not a curated record. Bases 80 to 496 code for a protein of 138 amino acids.